This is a messenger RNA of Papaver somniferum (opium poppy), 444 nucleotides long. RefSeq lists its product as uncharacterized. The record is from RefSeq and is a predicted model, not a curated record. The transcript has a single exon. NCBI's taxonomy places the organism in Eukaryota, Viridiplantae, Streptophyta, Magnoliopsida, Ranunculales, Papaveraceae. Bases 1 to 444 code for a protein of 147 amino acids.
AUGGGGGUAGAAAUAGACGAUCACGAGAUAUGGAUGAAUGCACCGAUCACUUUCGAGGCAGAUGAUGUGGAGGAAGACAUGGAGGAUCACAAUGAUCCUUUGAUCCUCACACUGCCCAUAGCAGGGUGCAAUAUCAAGAAAAUCCUCACUGACGGAGGAAGUUCAGUCAACGUCCUGUUCUAUGAUACGUUCAAACGGAUGGAGCUAAACAACGAGCAGCUGAUAUCUUCGUACCACACCAUUUAUGGAUUCAACGGGGCUCCUAGGAAACCAUUGGGGGACAUUGUUAUGCAAAUAAAUGCAGGACCGAUGAAGAUAGACACCCAUUUCAGCGUAGUAGACGCUCUUUCCCCCUACAAUGCUAUCAUAGGACGAAGAUGGGUACACAAGCUCAAAGGGAUAACAUCAACUUAUCACCAGUGUCUUCGAUUCCCGUCACCCUAA